AGCUUCUUUUUUUUUACCCAAGUCCAAAGUACUGGAAUAAAAAGGAGUAUAGUGUGCUUCUUGGCAACUUCACCCACAUCCAAGGAAAGCAGUGAAAACAUUGGAGACUGCAUCCUCCUUCAAGAUUUAACAGCCUGCUUAGAGAUGUACAACUCAUCAGAGCAUAAGCAUAAGUUUGCUCCUCCUCUUCCUCCUCCGAUGAGCCCAAGAAUCUCCUUCUCCAAUGACUUUGCAGGAUGCCAUCCACCAUGAAAUCCGGAGGGAGGUGGCUGCUGCUCCGCCUGCUGUCUCCUCAGAUUUUGAGUUCUCUGUUUCCAACUACUCCAUGAUGAGCGCUGAUGAGCUCUUCUCCAAGGGCAGGCUGCUGCCCUUCAAGGACGGCUGCAGCAGCCAGACGCGGAGGAGCACCACCACUCUCAGAGAUGAGCUGCUCCAUGGGGAGGAUCACGACGAUGACGUCUCGUCAUCCAGACCGCCAAAGGGUGCAAGGUGGAAGGGGCUCCUCGGAAGGAAGAGUAGGUCCCACAUUGUGUCCAAGAAAGCUGAGAAGAGUGACGGAGAUGGCAGAAGGUCUGGACUUGCGGUGGUUCAUGAGGAAGCUCAGCAUCAUGCUAAUAUUAAGACAUCACAGGUGUGGGUUAGCUCAGUUGGCCGAAAACAUAAUGGUUUAGCUAGGAGGUGUUGGACGAAGGAGGGUCAAGUUGGAGAGAUGUGGAGAUUGGAAUAUAGAGGGGUAUGCUGAUGAAUUUGUAGAGGUGUGGGGAGUACCUUUUUUUAUUUUUUUUAACCUCUUGAAGGCUUAGAGAGAUUAUUGUUACUCUUGUAUUUUUACCGCUGUUUUUUGGGUUAAAUUUAGAGGGCUUGUGGUUUCUGUUAGUGAUUGAUCGUUUUUAAUUAGGGCUCUCUAAUUAUUGUCUGGUGUAUUUUGAUUUCAAAGUUUGAUCUGUUUAGUUUUUAAGGAUUGGAAUUUGGUAUUUUUGGCUGUUCAUUGUACAAAAAUGUUUGCAGUUGAAGAACCUUUUUUUUUUUUU
Pyrus x bretschneideri (Chinese white pear) is the source of this 1031-nucleotide messenger RNA. RefSeq lists its product as uncharacterized. The coding region runs from base 224 to 742 and encodes 172 amino acids. NCBI's taxonomy places the organism in Eukaryota, Viridiplantae, Streptophyta, Magnoliopsida, Rosales, Rosaceae. The transcript has 4 exons. The record is from RefSeq and is a predicted model, not a curated record.